Molecule: messenger RNA, 531 nt
Organism: Protopolystoma xenopodis
Lineage: Eukaryota; Metazoa; Platyhelminthes; Monogenea; Polystomatidea; Polystomatidae
Source: the annotation of a GenBank genome assembly
GAUCGGGUAUUUCUGCACAUCUCCAGUCUGAUUUGGCAAGCGAGAUUAGCUCCGCCUGUACUUGCUAGGAUUAAUGGGUCUUCGGCGAAUUCUGUAAACUGCAGCCAGAUGACACUUCCUCCGCAACACAAGGCCGUACAAACGAACACAUCUCAUUCUGGGAACGGUCCACAGGUCACCCGGUUGAUAGUACAAGCCGGCUUGGAUGUGGCAGUGUCGCCCAUCAUCGCCGAUUUUUGUGUACCAAAUUCCAUUAGAGCCGGAAGUUCUGCGGGAGUAGCAGGCCCAGUAGAUAUUCUGUCAAGUGCAGGUGGACUGUUGCGAGUCACGCUGUUUGAUCCGGACAAGCAGAGAAGCAUCGCCUUCCGUGCCUACUAUGGGGAGGGGAGUAGUGCCUGUGGUGGUGAUUUCGAUUUGGAGCAUGGAAUCUUGGCGAGUCCUCACUAUCCCGCCUCUUCUGAGGAGUUCGCUGACUGUGUGUACCGCGUAAGAGUGUCGCCUGGCGGAAUGAUACGCUUCUUCAUAAGGUGA